AUGACUGCAGUUGACAUUGGUCCACCUGCUGAGAAGAUCCUUCCCUUUCAGGUGUCACUCUCAGUACGUAGCGUCUUUAUCGGAUGUUUGGCCGUUUCCGAUAUGUUAAUGUCACUCACUUCACUUCCGUGGACGGCGGUUACUAUAUUCACCAGAGAAUGGAUAUUUCCAGCGCCGAUAUGUAAAUUGAUUGGAGUAUUCCAGGGAGGCAGCAUUUUCGUGUCGAGUUUCACGCUUACAGUGAUCGCACUGGAUCGAUGCCUGCUGAUUCUGAAGCCGAACAAGGAGAUGAUCGGCUACAAUCGAGCAGUGGCGAUCGUUAUUGCGAUCUGGGUCUGCGGUUACGCCCUUGCCUUACCUGUCGGCAUAUUCUCAAGAGCUGUCAGUUACGACGAACUUUGUGGUGUCUUCUGUGAAGAAAUAUGGUAUGCUUCAGAAAUAUUUAUCGCUCUUUUUGCUCACUUCGCAUAUGUGCUACAAAAAUAA
This is a messenger RNA of Cooperia oncophora, 486 nucleotides long. NCBI's taxonomy places the organism in Eukaryota, Metazoa, Nematoda, Chromadorea, Rhabditida, Trichostrongylidae. The record is from the annotation of a GenBank genome assembly.